Molecule: messenger RNA, 1714 nt
Organism: Gadus morhua (Atlantic cod)
Lineage: Eukaryota; Metazoa; Chordata; Actinopteri; Gadiformes; Gadidae
Gene: eif4h
Product: eukaryotic translation initiation factor 4h
Exons: 8
Coding region: 249-1022 (257 amino acids)
Molecular function (GO): RNA binding
Source: RefSeq, a predicted model, not a curated record
UGCGGUAAUAAUUUAAUAAUUUUACCAUAUUUGGGCCACAGAUAAAAAUAAUACUUACAAAGCAAACUUUCAAAACGCAUCCAAACGCGCGUAAGUGAGCUGCAAGAUAAGCAUGAUGAAUAUAAAGUAAGAUAGAGGGGUUGGUGCAUCUGGAGUGCUAGAUAGGGCUAAGCGCAGGCGGCUGGCGGACAGCUAAGCGUUGCUGUGUGUAUGUAGAACAGGACCCUCCUGUUCACACACUGGCGGUGAUGGCGGACUUCGACAACUACGACGACCGGGCUUUCGGUGGAAGCCGGGGCGGCCGAGGACCUCGCAGGGACGCGCCCAGCGGGGCCUCCCGUAAGAAGGAUUUGCCGACGGACCCUCCGUUCACGGCCUACGUGGGCAACCUUCCCUUCAAGACGGUGCAGGGGGACAUCGACAACAUAUUCAAGGACCUCAGCGUCCGCAGCGUUCGCCUGGUCAGAGACAAAGAGACGGACAAGUUCAAAGGUUUUUGUUACGUGGAGUUUGAGGACUUGGAGUCACUGAAGGAAGCCCUUGCAUAUGAUGGAGCGCUCCUGGAAGACAGGUCGCUCAGGGUGGACAUUGCCGAGGGCCGGAGGCAGGAGAGAGGAGCCGGCGGCUUUGGCUUCAGGAAAGACGACAGAGGAGGAGGUGGCGGAGGAGGAGGAGGUGGAGGCUCACGAGGACCGCCGAGAGGAGGCCGGGACGACUUUGAGAACUCAGGAGGAGGCUUUAGAGAGGACAACUUCAUGGGGGAGCGGGGUCGAGGAGCCGGUGGCCCCGGUGACCGGAGGGGAGGAGCAGCACCCGGUGGGGGCAUGGGUCGCUUUAGAGACGGACCUCCUCGCGGAGGACCCCCAACAGACGACUUCAGAGAACCUUCAGAUGAGGAGCGUGCUCAGAGGCCCCGCCUCCAGCUGAAGCCGCGCACCGUGGCUGGCCCGCUGAACCAGGUGGCCAACCCCCACUCAGCCAUCUUCGGCGGGGCCAAGCCCAGAGAGGAGGCUGACGAAUAACCUUCAUUAUUCUGGAAGCAAGCCCGGAUCCACUUCUCCACAACAAAAAUCUUUCAAAGAGUCCACUCCCCCCCCCCCCCCUCCUUCCCCCCCACUCCCUCUCCCCCCCCCCCUUAAAAAGAGAGCUGGCUGGCUCGGUCAGCCAUUGGUCCCCCUCCUCCAUGUGGCUUUAUUCCAAGCAGCUGAUUGGUUAAAGCUGCUGUAGGGGGUGGGUCUUCAGCGAGGCCCUGCCCAGAGUUACCAGCUCCUCUGUUUGAAAGAUUUUUGAGCUCGGGUGUCCUGGCUUCCUGGAAUAAUGUGGUGUCACUGUGAGGGCGCCUAGCAGCAGCCACCACAGGCACACCUCUCUCCACCAACAGAUGCUCCGCUGGCCUCACUAACGACCAGCAUCACGCUCCCCCAUAGACCAACUCUAGAUGCUUUCUGAACAUUUUGUGUGUUGCAAGAACCAUUUUUAUUUGACGUUUUACUGGAAACGAGAUUGGGAACGUGAAACCUUUUCUUACUGUACUAUAGAAAGAACAGCUGUUUUUAUUAUUUUGGGUUAAGUUGUUUCCUACACGGUUUAUGGCAAUAAAAAUGUACCAUCUGACAUUAUUAAGAAUGUGUUUACAUUUUGGGAAGCGUUGACGUUGUAUGAAGUUUCCUUCAAAAUGAAGCGGAAGUCGAGAAUAAAGUUUUUCUGUACAUCA